Messenger RNA from Mytilus californianus (California mussel), 2704 nucleotides. RefSeq lists its product as uncharacterized. The transcript is spliced from 4 exons. The coding region runs from base 102 to 1343 and encodes 413 amino acids. Lineage: Eukaryota; Metazoa; Mollusca; Bivalvia; Mytilida; Mytilidae. The record is from RefSeq and is a predicted model, not a curated record.
GUUUACCUAAUACUGAAAAUUGUCACAGGUAUAGUUUCCUCCUUCCAAAAAAGAAUUACUGUGGUUUACUUAAACAUUGUGAUUUAUCAAUUAUCAGAAUAAUGGACAAUCUAACAGAUACAUUAAUGGACGAGAAUGAAGCAGUCGAUUUAAGCGACGAUGAUAUUUAUAAAAGUUCUGAUGACAUAAUACAUAUUGAAAACCAGGAAUGUAUGCCCGUCCUGAUGGAUGAAGAGGUUUAUCAAAACAGAUUUAAACUGGCUAUUGUAUUAGCGCUUUUCAUUAUGCUCAUUAUUUCAAUAACUACGAUGACAUUUGUUACAAAUGACGACUUCGAUGGAAUUUCGACAGGAGAUUCAGAAAUUCCACGUUGCUCUUCACCGUUUCAUGGAGACAUUUCUAGACUUUCAAGACAAUUGGAAAACAUUUCCGUGUUAUUGGUGCAUGAGCGAGUUUCAGUUUAUUCAUAUGGGAAAAACAUAAAGCAACAAAGGAAGACACCAAAACAUAUAUGUGAUCAACUACAUGGUGAAUUUGAAAGACUUAAGGGAGAGGCUCAGCAAUUAAAUUGCCUGAAAGAUACCACAGACACAAUCGAAACAGGUACAGAUACACACACGCUACAACAGCGGAGAAAUAUUCAUUUUCCCACUCUUUCGUCAAGUCAUUACAGAUUGGCCUAUGGGAACCGAUGUUUAACUGGACAUACAGAUUACAUUGAUGUUAUUUUCAAACUAAGUCUAUUCCAUCCAAAUAUAUCUGACAAUGGCACGCUAUUGUUUGAAUUUGGACUUUCAACCUCUGUAGAAUAUAUGGUAAAACACGUUUAUGAUUAUCAAAUGUUAACAGUGAAAGCUUUUAGAUGUAAAGAUAAAUUUGGAAUUUGUCUAGAGGUCUCUGAUGAAAUUUCGUCAAAGAUUGAUGUCAGUAUUUUAAAACAAACAUCAGAAUGGACCCAAGGACAAAUCACCAUGGGACUUCAAAGCUCACGGCUCAUGCUCAUGUCAGAAAAUCAGAAUAUAUACGUAGGAAGUAAACUUAAUGUGUCACAUGGUUUGCAAUUGUGGCCAGUAUUUGGAAUAUACAAUUCACAUUUAAUAAAUAUGUCAUUUGCAAUUCAUUCAAAAGACAGCAUUAGUUUCAACAGAACCAGUUUGGAUCCACAUCUGUUCAUCUCUGAUGAUAACAAUACAAUUUCAAAUUGGCAUUUACAAUUCGAAAAGGAUUAUUUUUCUAGUUUCGAAAUUGUUUAUAUGUAUUUUAAAGAUGAAUUAUUUUUCACAAUGACCCUUUUGAUAUAUUUGGCAGAUGCUUGUAAUGCCUCUGAAAUGUAUCUAGAGUAGAUCAUAUGAUUUUUUGGGUCUUUAUUUCUUUUAUUAUUCUUCUUUUUAAUGACUUGAUCGAUAUUGUAUCAUUAUCAAAAGAUUAUGUAAAAGUAAACGGAAGUUUACGAGCUCUUCGUGUACACAUGUUAAGCGUUUUAACGCUUUUUAAUUGGAGUUCUUUAUUAUAUAUAAUACUGCCUGUCUAUGACUAAGUCUUUAUUAUACUAAAUCAAAGCAUAUGCUAUGUGUUUACAUAUAAAACGAUACAUAUAUGCGAAAACGCGAGCCAUACAUGUAUAAAAGACUCCUACGGUAGCCUAUGUUACCAUACUAACAUAGCAUCUGUUCUGUUGGUGACUAUUUUCCCUUUCCAUUUAGGAUACAGCAAUCUAAAUUUGUGUAUUCUUUCAUAUGAACCAGAUAAAAAGUGUCUAAAAUUUGUAUAAUCUGUAGAGUCGUUAUCAGUUGCAUUGAGACUUGAAAACAAUUUAUCAUUAGCAGGCUAAAUAUAAAACGUUUUAAACAGUUCUGACUUUUAAAAUUUAAUUUCAACAUUGUUCAAUUCAAAUUUUGAAAAUGAUUAUUAAAAAAAAAUGUACAUGAAGUGCAUUCGAAACACAUUCACUAGCAACGCUCCAAGUAGAAAAAAAAUGAAACCCAAUGAUCAUCAGUAGAUUGAUGUGAGUGUUCAACAGCCAUUUUGAUUUUACCAAUUUGAAAAGUCUGAACCUAAACCGUUGUCUUUUUAAUAGUUAAAGAUACUUUUCAGAUACUGUAAAUCUGGAAAUUUUCGCGCAGUCUUUAUUUCGCUAUUUACCAACGGAAUCUUAAUUCGCACCGUUAUGAAUUCGCGGUUUGUAGGAGGCCUGUACACAAUUUAAGAAAAUGAUUUUAAAACGGCACCGUUGUACAUGUAUCGUAAAGCAAGUGCUGGAAAUCAAUCAAAAAACCUUUUUAUCUAAACAAAGUGAACAUUUUUCGUCGUUCAUUGAUGUACAUGUAUAUUUCAAGUUUUUUGUGAAUUGACUUAUAUUAAGUAAAAGUAAACCGCUUAAUUUAUGUUUAUGUAAAAACACAUACACUAUUAACAUAAAAGAAUGCUUUCAAACUAGUAAGAUCAAAUUAGAAGCUGCGACGAUCACGGCUUAUUAAUCAAAUAUUUUGAUUUUAUUAAUUAUUGCAGAUCUAAUGUGAUAAUCAUUUUAAAAAAUGAUUGAAGAUGUCAUUUAUCUAAUUGUCACGAGUGAUGUUUAUAUAACGAUAUCAAUAAUUUCCAGUUCCUUAAAAUAGGUUUCAUAUUAAUUUGACUGUCACGAGCUAAAGGUUGUGGUUUCUAACACUGCCUUUCAUUUAGAAAUAAAAUUUUAAUUUGUGUUCUA